GCUCUUUUAUGGUGGACUUUCCUACCAACUUCUUAUCCCCUCUACUCUAUCAUGAUAGACCAUUUACUUGGUCGCCCUAAUCCUUCCUGGAAACGUACUCAGGUCUUCCUGGUUCUUCUUUUCUGGAUAUGGCGUAUCGUUCGUGGAAGCGAUGGUCCCCCACACGUGUUGGGUUUGAAACGAGCUAAUAGAUUUCUCAAACGCUUCAGCCCAUGGCAGAUUAUACUCACUACCCUCACAACAGCCUAUGCCAUGCGAAACCUCGAUAAGAUACUUGGUUUGAGUUCACCUGAACCACUAGCUCGGCUCUAUUCUCCUGCGUACUACCGGGCAACUUGGAUUGUUACCGGACUCGAUGCAGGAUUUGCUACAGCAAUGUCGGUUCGACCCAAAUGGUUACGCGAUAUAUGUUCUAUCCUAUUCUCCGCGUACUACAUAAUUUAUGCGAAUGAAGGCGAUGAGAAGUUACGUCGUUUCCGAGCUGUUCCUACAGUUGAAAUGCUUCGGGCUACAUGGGAAAAGACUUCGAACCCAUACAUCCGAUUGUUCACCUCUUUAUCCUUACCAUCUCUGACCGUUCGACGCAAGAUUCUGCUACCGAGACCCAAGUCCUCUCACUAUCAACGCCCUGUAACCGCGUAUCUGUUUUAUGCCUUGCCUGCCGCGCAGCUUUUUGAUGCCACUGAACUGGUCCUCGAUUUCCCGGGUGGAGGUUUCCUUUGUAUGACUCCAGAGCAUCACGAAGAACGUUUGAGGCUCUGGGCUGUCAAUACAAAGAAACCAGUUUUGUCGAUUGAUUAUGGGAAAGCACCAGAAUACCCGUAUCCUUUUGCAAUAGACGAGGCGUUUGAUACGUAUCGAAUAUUGGUUGAGUCUAAUGGUACCGUCAUAGGAAUGUCUGGAGAGAGACUUGCAAUUGUUUUAACUGGUGAUUCGGCUGGUGCCACAAUGGCCUGCGGUGUCGUUUUAAAGACGCUGGAGCACAAUAAUUCCAACCCAACCAGACCAUUGCAACUGCCCCUUGCGCUCUUACUGAAUUAUGCAGCUCUUGACUUUAAUUUUGCGUCCUGGAUGACGCAGGAUAAUCUUCGUAUCCUUCGUUCCGAACAGUCUUCGGGGAAUCUCCAUGGACUCGCGGAGCAGAAGGACCAUCUCUCCCAUCUCUCGCCUCUCAGUAUGGUUGACGACAGUGGCUCAAGUGGCAGUACCUGGAAUAGGCGUCCGAAACGACAAAGUAGCUGGCGUGAUACUAUUCGUGGGUUUUCGGGAGCUGUUGAGGACAACGAUGUGGUCAAAGAGCCUUCCACUUUCCGCCGUCCUCGUAUGCGCCGCUCGUUGUCGGCUUUGCGAGCCUUCUCUCCGGAUUGUCGUGAAAGUCCCGACAUGGGAACGACGUUUCACAAACGGGAACAAGACAAACCUCUUCAUGAAAGGGUGAAAUACGACCCAAACGCCUGGAAUGAAGCCGUCUCGUCCGAAAUGAAACAGCAAGAACUAUCUGCUGCUGUCCUUGAAGCUGAUAACCAAGCUGCGAUAGCUAAAAAGAGCCAACCAAGGGAGAAGAAGGAACCCGUUGGUACAAGGCUGACGUUGACGAGUCGAGCAGGAUAUUUUCAAGAUAGGAUUGUGACGCCUAGCAUGGCGAGUUCGCUCCAGAGGCUUGAUUAUUCCUGUCAACUAACCUCCUGUAGAUGCGAGCCAUGGCUCUAUUAUACGUUGGCCCCUAUAGAAAUCCGGAUUUUGCGACCAAUUACUAUAUCUCUCCUCUCCUUGCGCCUUCGGAGCUUCUGGCUAAAUUUCCGCCUCUUCUUUUGUUCUGUGGUGAGGCCGAUCCCUUUAACGACGAUUCCAUAUUGCUAGCAGGUAAUCUCCGUUGGAGAAAUUAAACACCUGAUUAUACCGCCUAAUAUUAUCGUUCUAGGUCGAGUAAGAGAGGCUAAACGUGCACGGAAGGUCGAGCUAGACCUAGCUCUGUCGGGCAAGAGUACGCGGUUCGGUGAAAAUCUACGUAUGAGCACGGCAGAACCUACAUCAGUGGAAGACGCUGCCCGCAUGAGGGAAGAACGAGACAGGCUUGCCCAUGAAGAUGAUUGGGUUCAGUUAACGUUAUUCGCAGGCUGGAGUCAUGGUUACCUACAAAUGUCGGCGCUGAUGUGGGAGGCAAAGGCGGUCAUUGAGGAUCAAGCUGAUUGUAUUGAUGACGCGUUUUCUCGUUACCCUUCGAGGGCAUCAGGAAGCACACUUUCAGAGGCUGCCCUAGUUAAUGGAGGAAGCCUGAAGAGAAACGACUCGGAUGAUUUUGGGAUCACAUUCGUUCCAAAGAGGUAUCAGAGCCAAAAUGGAUUCAAUCCCGACAAGGAGACAAGUGUUACUGAGUCACACGGACCGGCCGAGAAAAUAAUCGAAUCGGAGGUCCCGAAUACUGACGACGAGAAUGUUCCAAAGCCGACAGGAUCGAGUCGACCACAAGCAGGAAAUAAGAUCAGCGAGAUCGAACUAAUGCGACGACGACGACUACUUGAUGCCCAUAUCUUUGAAUGAAGGCAGAUACAGGACUUUAACGUUGUAACAAUAUGUAAAAUCCCAGGCAAUAUAUAAAUCCCAAAACUAG
Messenger RNA from Marasmius oreades (fairy-ring Marasmius), 2611 nucleotides. RefSeq lists its product as uncharacterized. Bases 52 to 1860 code for a protein of 602 amino acids. Gene Ontology annotation, molecular function: triacylglycerol lipase activity; sterol ester esterase activity. Gene Ontology annotation, cellular component: cytosol. The record is from RefSeq and is a predicted model, not a curated record. Gene Ontology annotation, biological process: triglyceride catabolic process. NCBI's taxonomy places the organism in Eukaryota, Fungi, Basidiomycota, Agaricomycetes, Agaricales, Marasmiaceae. The transcript is spliced from 13 exons.